AUGGGCGCAGGUUGUUGCUGUUGUGGUAAGAAAAAUCAACGUAUAUCAUCUGAAUAUCAUUCAAUACCUCAAUAUACUCAGAUUGGUAUAAGAACAAAUGAUCCUCUGGUAUUCAUCGAUGGUUAUCUCGAUGAACCAGUUCUCCCUUUGGAAGACGCUCUUGAACCUUUCGACGGUAAAAUUAAUCGAUUAUCUUAUUAUAUCCAAGAAGCGAAAAUGAGAUGUCACUAUCCAUCAGAACAUAAUCUUACUCUUGAUGAAUCAGCAGCUAUCUAUAUUUAUACAAUGAAAUCGGAUGAUAGAUGUCUUCAGAAUUAUUUGCAAGCAGCAUUUAAUUCUAAUGAUCAAAAUACACUUCAAGCAUGGUUCAAGUAUCUCAAAUUAUUCAAAACUGCACUCGAUAAGUUGCCUACUGCAAAAGCAGAAGUUUGGCAAGGAGGACCAUUCGAUGAAAAACUCAAAGAACAACUUAAUUCAAAGUCAUUACCACUCUAUACUUCUCUGUGCUCAUGUUCACCGUCAGUCAAUCAAAUUAAAGAUUAUUUACAAAAACCUGUUGGUAAUAAGAUGAUUCUUCUUGGUUAUCAAUCUGUAAACGGAAAAUUGGUGACUGGUUAUACAGCUAAUAACUGGCAAGAAGCGAUAGUAUGGCCAGGUAUAAAGUUGGGAGUAGCAAAAUACAGUGUGACCGAUACUUAUCAUACAUGGAUUCUGAAUGCAAUGAGACAAAGUGGUGAGUACUAA
This is a messenger RNA of Rotaria sp. Silwood2, 744 nucleotides long. Lineage: Eukaryota; Metazoa; Rotifera; Eurotatoria; Philodinida; Philodinidae. The record is from the annotation of a GenBank genome assembly.